This is a messenger RNA of Microthlaspi erraticum, 966 nucleotides long. NCBI's taxonomy places the organism in Eukaryota, Viridiplantae, Streptophyta, Magnoliopsida, Brassicales, Brassicaceae. The record is from the annotation of a GenBank genome assembly.
AUGAAAUUCGGCAAAGAGUUUCGUACCCACCUCGAAGAAACCUUACCUGAGUGGAGAGACAAGUUCCUCUGCUAUAAACCCUUGAAAAAGCUUCUCAAAUACUACCCUUACCCCUCCGCCGAUUUAGGAGCCGGAGAUUCCGAUCAGAUCGACUCGCGUCCCGUCUUUGCCGACACUACGAACACAUCUUCCUCCGCCGAUGGCGUCGUCGUUCCCGGCGUCAGGCCCACGGAAGAUCUCCAGAGUUCGUUUGUGAGGAUACUCAAUGAGGAACUUGACAAGUUCAACGAUUUUUACGUCGACAAAGAAGAGGAUUUCGUUAUCAGAUUACAGGAGCUGAAGGAAAGAAUCGAGAAAAUUAAGGAGAGGAACGGUAGUGAUGGGGAAUUCGCAUCAGAAAGCGAGUUCAGUGAAGAAAUGAUGGAUAUUCGCAGAGACCUUGUCACCAUUCAUGGCGAGAUGGUGCUCCUUAAAAACUACAGCUCCCUAAAUUUUGCAGGACUUGUCAAGAUUCUGAAGAAGUACGAUAAAAGAACAGGAGGGCUUCUACGUUUGCCAUUCACACAAGUCGUUCUCCAUCAACCUUUCUUCACAACAGAGCCACUCACAAGGUUAGUCCGCGAGUGCGAGGCGAAUCUUGAGCUCCUCUUCCCAUCAGAAGCAGAAGUUGUAGAGUCUUCUAACGCGGUGUCAACCUCGCAUGAACACCACUCGCCUAGGAUCUCGGCCGAGACUUCCUCAACUCUCGGCGAUGAGAAUCUUGAUAUAUACAGGAGUACACUCGCUGCGAUGAGAGCUAUACGAGGGUUACAAAAGGCCAGCUCCACUUACAAUCCUUUGUCGUUCUCAUCGCUUCUUAAGAGCGAGGAUGAUGAGACUGUAACUGCUGAAAACUCUCCAAACUCUACAGACUUGCAGGGCAAAGAUGAAUCAGAUAAAGAAGACAAUGGACCACCUUCCCACUGA